Messenger RNA from Sorex araneus (European shrew), 2499 nucleotides. RefSeq names its product plakophilin 3 (gene PKP3). The coding region runs from base 1 to 2391 and encodes 796 amino acids. Gene Ontology annotation, biological process: cell-cell junction assembly; cell-cell adhesion. Gene Ontology annotation, molecular function: cadherin binding. Gene Ontology annotation, cellular component: nucleus; adherens junction; cytoplasm. The transcript is spliced from 13 exons. Lineage: Eukaryota; Metazoa; Chordata; Mammalia; Eulipotyphla; Soricidae. The record is from RefSeq and is a predicted model, not a curated record.
AUGCAAGACGGUCACUUCCUGCUGUCGGCCCUGCAGCCGGAGACUGGUGUGUGCUCCCUGGCACUGCCCUCCGACCUACAGCUGGACCGCCGUGGUGCCGAGGGCCCGGAAGCUGAGCGGCUGCGGGCUGCCCGGGUCCAGGAACAGGUCCGAGCCCGUCUCCUGCAGCUGGGCCAGCUGCCGCGGCACAACGGGGCGGCUGAGCCUGAAGGGGCGGUGGAGGUGACCCGAGGGACCUCCCGGGGCCAGUACCACACGCUGCAGUCCGGCUUCAGCUCCCGCUCACAGGGCCUGAGUGGGGACACAUCGACCUUCCGGCCCAUCGCCAAGCCAGCCUACAGCCCAGCCUCCUGGUCCUCCCGCUCAGCCGUGGACCUGAGCUCUGCCCGGAGGCUGAGCUCGGCCCACAAUGGGGGCAGCGCCUUUGGGGCUACUGGCUACGGGGGCGCUCUCCCUGCGCCCCCCAUGGCUGCCCGACCAGUGUCCUUCCAUGAGCGUGCAGGGGCAGGCAGCCGAGUGGACUAUGACACUGUGUCCCUGCGCUCGCUGAGGCUGGGCCCAAGCACCCUAGAUGACCGCUACAGUGUGGUGUCUGAGCAGCUGGAGCCCACAUCCUCCUCUGCCUACCGGGCCUUUGCCUAUGAACGCCAGGCCAGCUCCAGCUCCAGCCGGGCAGGGGGCCCUGACUGGCCGGAAGCCUCCGAGGGCCCCCCCAGCCGGACUAUCCGGGCACCUGCCAUGAGGACCCUGCAGCGGUUCCAGAGCAGCCACCGUAGCCGGGGUGGGAUGGGGCCAGUGCCCGGGGGCGUCCUGGAGCCCAUGGCCCGGGCACCCUCAGUGCGCAGCCUCAGCCUCAGCCUGGCCGACUCGGGCCACCUGCCCGACAUCAGAGGCCUGGACAGCUACGGCGGCCACCGUGCCCUGCAAAGGCUCAGCAGUGGCUUCGACGACAUCGACCUGCCCUCUGCAGUCAAGUACCUCAUGGCCUCUGACCCCAACCUGCAGGUGCUGGGGGCGGCUUAUAUCCAGCACAGAUGCUACAGCGACGCGGCAGCAAAGAAGCAGGCCCGCAGCCUCCAGGCUGUGCCAAGGCUGGUGAAGCUCUUCAACCAUGCCAACCAGGAGGUGCAGCGGCACGCCACGGGCGCCAUGCGCAACCUCAUCUAUGACAAUGCUGACAACAAGCUUGCCCUCGUAGAGGAGAACGGCAUCUUUGAGUUGCUUCGGACACUGCGGGAGCAGGACGACGAGCUGCGCAAGAAUGUAACAGGGAUCCUGUGGAACCUGUCCUCCAGCGACCACCUGAAGGACCGCCUGGCCCGAGACACGCUGGAGCAGCUCACAGACCUGGUGCUGAGCCCCCUCUCAGGGGCGGGUGGCCCCCCCCUCAUCCAGCAGAAUGCCUCCGAGGCCGAGAUCUUCUACAAUGCCACUGGCUUUCUCAGGAACCUCAGUUCAGCCUCCCAGGCUACUCGUCAGAAGAUGCGUGAGUGUCACGGACUGGUGGACGCCCUGGUCACCUACAUCAACCAUGCUCUGGAUGUGGGCAAGUGCGAGGACAAGAGCGUGGAGAACGCCGUGUGUGUCCUGAGGAACCUGUCCUACCGCCUAUACGAUGAGAUGCCGCCAUCUGCCCUGCAGAGGCUAGAGGGCCGGGGCCGCCGUGAUAUGGCUGGUGGGCCACCCGGUGAGGUGGUCGGCUGCUUUACACCCCAGAGCCGGCGGCUUCGAGAGCUGCCCCUCAUGGCUGAUGCACUCACUUUUGCUGAAGUGUCCAAGGACCCCAAGGGCCUCGAGUGGCUGUGGAGCCCUCAGAUUGUGGGGCUGUACAACCGCCUGCUGCAGCGCUGUGAGCUCAACAGGCACACGACUGAGGCUGCAGCUGGAGCGCUACAGAACAUUACCGCAGGCGAUCGUAGGUGGGCGGGUGUGCUGAGCCGCCUGGCCCUGGAGCAGGAGCGCAUCCUGAACCCACUGCUGGACCGUGUGCGCACUGCUGACCAUCACCAGCUGCGCUCACUCACCGGCCUUAUCCGAAACCUGUCCCGCAAUGCCAGGAACAAGGAUGAGAUGUCCACCAAGGUGGUGAGUCACCUGAUUGAGAAGCUGCCGGGCGGCGUGGGAGAAAAGUCACCCCCAGCCGAUGUGCUGGUCAACAUUAUAGCUGUGCUCAACAACCUGGUGGUGGCCAGUCCCAUCGCCGCCCGGGACCUGCUCUACUUUGACGGGCUGCGCAAGCUCAUCUUCAUCAAGAAGAGGCGGGACAGCCCUGACAGUGAGAAGUCCUCCCGAGCAGCCUCCAGUCUCCUGACCAAUCUGUGGCAGUACAACAAGCUCCACCGAGACUUUCGAGCGAAGGGCUAUCGGAAGGAGGACUUCCUGGGCCCGUAGGCAGCCCCUUCCUGGAGAUCACGGCGUGACGAGGUCCAGCCUGAGGGACAAGCUCAGCUGUCGCUUGCUGGCCAGCCCAGAGGGAAACACUGAGGGCCCAGGGUCUUC